UAAAAAUCACGCUCGACCGCAUCCAACAACGAACAAACAAAAAAUCACCUAUACCUGUAACAACUCAGCCACAUCUCCUUACUUUGUCGAUGUUACGUCUAUUUCAGAGUUAUCUAAUUCGAUCCAUUUCCAGGAACUCUGACGUGAGCAUUUGGUCAGACUUGCAGGGCACUCCGUCGUCGAGUGCGUCGUCUACAGCACGACCAGUCGAGACAGCAGCAGCAGCAGCAGCGGUAGAUAAGGAUGAUGAUGCGCCAGCACAUCAUUCAUCGCCCUUGUCACCGCCAUCUCCACCGACACCUCUCCCUCAAGAGGACAGACCUCUCCGUAUCCCUCCCACUGUGGAGGAGAGACAGGAGGACGAGCUACCCGAGUUGCACGGCGUACCCGUGACUCGGGAGUACUUGAGGGAGAGGGAUUUUCGUAGGGACAUUGAUUCGAUCUACGUCUUGACCUCGUCAUUGACGUCGUUCGAACUCAAUGACGUCCUCGAUCUUCACGUCGGUGGAGUAAAGUCCUUCCCGGAUAAGAACAAAAAGUAGCUCCGAGCCGUGAGCUGCAUCGCUGCGAAAAAUACUGUUAAAGCCCUAUGGGCGUCAUGUGUAAAAUAAAUGAGC
Nasonia vitripennis (jewel wasp) is the source of this 617-nucleotide messenger RNA. RefSeq lists its product as uncharacterized. Lineage: Eukaryota; Metazoa; Arthropoda; Insecta; Hymenoptera; Pteromalidae. The record is from RefSeq and is a predicted model, not a curated record. The coding region runs from base 90 to 542 and encodes 150 amino acids. The transcript has 2 exons.